Molecule: messenger RNA, 6393 nt
Organism: Myiozetetes cayanensis
Lineage: Eukaryota; Metazoa; Chordata; Aves; Passeriformes; Tyrannidae
Gene: GRK4
Product: G protein-coupled receptor kinase 4
Exons: 16
Coding region: 231-1940 (569 amino acids)
Biological process (GO): regulation of signal transduction; signal transduction; protein phosphorylation
Cellular component (GO): cytoplasm
Molecular function (GO): ATP binding; G protein-coupled receptor kinase activity
Source: RefSeq, a predicted model, not a curated record
CGGGGCGGGCGGGCGCUGCCCGCUCCCCGCCUCCACCCUCGGGGAGGGGGAGCGCGGUGCCGGGGCGAGCAGCGGGUGAUGGGGAAGAGGCGAGCGCGGCGCUGAGGUCCUGCGGGGCCGGAUGAGCCAAGGCUUGGCGCCGCGGCGGUGGCGGGGCUGGAGGAGAGGGCGAAGGAGGCUGUAGGGGCGGCCCCCGCUCCGGCUGCCCUGAGGGGAAGGAGCCCCCGACCAUGGAGAUCGAGAACAUCGUGGCCAACACGGUGCUGCUGAAAGCCCGGGAGGGCAAACGGAGUGGGCGUAGUAAAAAAUGGAAAGAAAUGCUGAAGUUGCCACCUGUUAGUCACUGUGAAGGUAUCAGAUCCUCAAUUGAAAGAGACUAUAGCCAGCUUUGUGACAAACAGCCUAUAGGAAGACUUCUCUUCAGGCAGUUCUGUGAUUCCAGACCAGAUCUGAAAAGAUGCAUCGAAUUUCUGGAUGCAGUGGCAGAGUAUGAGGUAUCUUCAGAUGAAAAGCGUAUAGACUGUGGCCUCAAAGUUUUGGAGACGUACUUCACUAACGGGUCUGCAGCACACUUGCCAGAAAUACCUCAGGAAACAGUAAAUGAAUGUAAAGCAAGACUGGAAAAGAACCCUUCCAAGGAUCUUUUUAUGGACUGUACUAGAAUUGUCCAUGAAUACCUAAGCAAAAGACCUUUUGAAGCUUACCAAGAAAGUGUGUAUUUUUCCCGUUUCUUACAGUGGAAAUGGCUGGAAAAGCAACCAGUAACCAAACACACAUUUAGGCAUUACCGAGUCCUCGGCAAAGGUGGAUUUGGAGAGGUGUGUGCCUGUCAGGUACGGGCAACAGGAAAAAUGUAUGCUUGCAAAAAGCUAGAAAAAAAGAGAAUAAAGAAGAGGAAAGGAGAAUCAAUGGCUCUGAAUGAAAAAAGAAUUCUAGAAAAAGUGAAUAGUAGGUUUGUAGUUAGUUUAUCCUACACGUACGAAACGAAAGAUGCCCUGUGUUUAGUGUUGACCAUAAUGAAUGGAGGGGACCUGAAGUUUCACAUAUAUAACAUGGGAAAUCCUGGCUUUGAUGAGGAAAGGGCUAUUUUCUAUGCUGCAGAACUCUGCUGUGGCCUGGAGGAUCUGCAGAGGGAGAGAAUUGUUUACAGAGACUUGAAGCCCGAGAAUAUACUUCUUGAUGACUGUGGGCAUAUCAGAAUUUCAGAUCUUGGAUUAGCUGUGCAGAUUCCAGAAGGAGAAACCGUCCGAGGUCGAGUUGGGACUGUUGGUUACAUGGCUCCAGAAGUGCUCAAAAAUGAAAAGUAUACAUUCAGUCCAGAUUGGUGGGGUCUUGGCUGCUUGAUUUAUGAAAUGAUUGAAGGACAGUCUCCCUUCAGGAAGCAUAAGGAAAGGGUCAAACGCGAUGAGAUCGACCGGAGAGUAAAGGAAGACCAGGAAACGUAUUCAGACAAGUUCUCAGAGGAGGCAAAAUCCAUCUGCAGGAUGUUACUUGCUAAAAAUCCCGGGGAACGACUGGGUUGCACUGAAGAUGGAGCUGCUGUUGUAAAGCAACAUCCUAUUUUCAGGAACAUUAACUUCAAGAGGCUGGAAGCAAACAUGUUAGAACCUCCAUUCUUGCCAGAUCCACGUGCUGUGUAUUGUAAAGAUGUCCUGGACAUAGAGCAGUUCUCAACAGUAAAAGGAGUGAACCUGGAUACUACAGAUGAUGACUUCUAUUCCAAGUUUGUUACGGGUUGUGUCUCCAUCCCUUGGCAAAAUGAGAUGAUUGAAACGGGAUGCUUUGAAGACAUCAACGCGUAUGAAACUGAUGGUACUGUGUCACCAGACAGAGAGAGGUCUCCCAAACCAAAGAGAGGCUUCUUUCACAGACUCUUCAGUGGAGAGGUCUGUUUUAAAUCUGAUUGCAGUGAUGAUGACCAGGAGUCCUCCAGACUUUAAAUCAUUUUACUCUCAUCAGAAAGGAUGAGCAAACGUUAAAUGUUUUAUAUCUCUGUAGCAAAUUGUAUUAUAUAUAUUUUUUAUCUGAGUUCAAGGAUUUUUGUACAUUUGUACUUCAUUUGUUUUAAGAUGUAUAUUUUCACUAAAGCUUAAUUGUACAAAAAGCAAUGAGUGCCAUUUGAGUGAGUGUGUUUCUGUAUGUAUUUGAUUUAUCUUGAUUAAUUUUUUCUCAGUGGAAUGAAUCUAGGAAUACUAAAAGGAUUUUAAAGCACAGAGAUAAUAUCUAUGGCAUCAAUGUAACUUGACUUUGUAUGCUCCUGGUAAAAUUCUUCUUCUUAAUUAGGAUCUUUAUUAGCAGUUUUCUUAACUGUAAAAUGGCUGUACUGGUGAAUUCAAUAAUUCUGGUGUUAUCCAGCAGCAUGGCAGUGCUAUUAUCUAAUGUAUCUCUCAAGCAACUGCUAAGAAAAAAAAGGAAUUCAGUGCACUGUGGCCAGCUGUUAGGAAUUGCUCUUUACUAUCUGACUCUGUAGAGUAUCCUUCUGUAUUUCUGUAUAAAGAGAAUUCUGAACAUUUACCUUACAUCUGUAACAAACUGUAGUACCCUGUUCUUCUUUUUUCUACCUGUCUUACACAUCCUCUCCAUACAGUUUCUUGGCAUGAACCAUGCAAAUAGACCUAUGCCAAAAUUUUAUAACUGUAUUUUGAAAAGUUUGUUGUCUUUACUGAAAGGAUUUCUUUUUACCUGUGGGGACACCUUUUUUAUUUUUUUCUGUAAAUGAAAUAGUUUUUGACUCCGUGUAGACAGAUGUUAUAGUUUUAUAAUGGGUUAAAAACCAAAGCAUGGGGUCUUUUUACUAACCUCCUCUCUGCUUAUUAUGUUGGAAUAUGCAGUGUUGUGGGGUUGACAGCAAUCACUGCCACUGAGAAAAGGGCAAGGCAAUUCAAAGUAGCAAAUUUAAUUAUGUAAGUAUUUUUUUUCUUAUAACCUUUUAAAACAGAAACAUUAAAACCUGCCUUUAAUGAUUACUUAAAACAAAUGUGGAGCUGGUAUUGAAGUUUGUUAUGAUUACUGGAGGUUCAUUAGUAAAACUGAUAAAAGCUGCCUGAAAGCUAGUCAAACUUCCAUUUUCUGGACUCACAUAUGCCAGACUUUUUAUUUUCUAAAAUUUCCACUAAAACUAUUCAUCUCUGUUUGAGAGUCAAUUUACAGAGCACAUUUCAUUAAGAGCUUUUUCUGUUUUCAAAAUUUGAGUUAGGGACUUAAAAUAUAAUGGAAUGCUCUUGGAGUUGGAGACAUGACUUUAGCUACAUAUUUUGUUCUGUAUUCUGAAGAUUUGAAGAUUUGUCUCCACUGAACAUGCUUUUUGUUGUUUGGUUUUUUUUUUAACUUUCAAACCUCUGGGGCACCAACCAGACCACACAUGUGUUGUACACACAGAGCAACGGAGUAGCCCCCACCUCAAAUAAGUCUCUGCUCGUGAUCCACAGACCCACUGGAAGAAAUUUAAGAUGCUUCUGAGAAACUCCCAACGUACAUUUGAUAGCCAAGCCUAUCAUCAGGUUUUAAUUCACAGUGUUUGGUCUCUAAAGACAAAUGUUUUGAUGAAUUAGAGUUUGAAAGAAGUUGAAAAAGCAAUGUGUUACAGAACCCUAGUGGGGCUCAGCUGGUGUCUAUCUGAAAUUGUUCCUCUUGGCUACUGUGCCACAGAAAUAAGGAACGAGAGACUCUUCUCCUGGGUUGUUAGUGCAUUUUUCCUGCAGUCUAAAGCAGCACACAGGACACCAAAAUGAGUGUUGUGGAAAGUACAAAGAGAGAGAAAUUGGCAGAGGGAGAGAGAGUUUGAAUGAAUUACUGGAAGAUGGUCUGAUGUAAUAGUGAAGGGAUGGGAGGCUUGACAGAAAGAGAAAUGUCUGAAGGGAGGGUGUUGGCUGGAACCAUUAUGUGUGAGACAAUGAGCUGGCACGGGCUGACCUGACCCUCUUUAGUUUGAACCACAGUAAGAGAAGGACUCUAAAAAGAUGGGAAUGGAAAAAUGGGGAAGUAACAAAAGUGGUUUAUAACUACUGACCUGGUUGCAGAAGUCAUCAUUUCCCCGAUUAAGGGGAUUAGUUUUUUAAGGUCUUAGGUUUGCUCUUCUGAGGCAAAGGGAGCUGUAUUAAGACUGCACGUUAUGGGGUGACAGUCUGGAUUUAAUGUCUGCAUAGAGCAACUUGAAAUUUGGGCAAGUAUAUCAUGGACACAAGCUGAGUAAAUUUUAUUAAAAAAAAAAACCAAAACAGGAAUGGGCUUUAAUAGAUUAAAAAAAAUAUUUGAAAGUUUUUUUAUAAUGUAUUUCAAAUUUUCUUUCCUCAUUGGAUGGACAGGAAUGUUAAUUUAAAAAAAAAUGAAAUCAACUUCUCUAUUUUGGAGUGUUGAGACAACAGUUAUUCUUCAGGGUUCUGUGAGGAAAAAAGUCUAGAUGAAGAGAGAAGGAAAAUUGUUCCUAAAAAUGUGGUUAUAUUUACAUGUCUGCUUCUUUGGACAAGGAACUCCUUGUGAAAAAGUGGAGGAUUUUUUUGUUUUUAUGAAGUUUAUUUUUAGUUCCAUUUCACAAGUUUUUUCCUAAGAUCUCAAUAAUACUUUUGAACUGGUUUUGAGUGGAGUACAUUUGCAGGAUUCAGACCUAAAUCCCAUGCCUUUUGAGCUUUGGGUUUUCUUGGUUGGUUGGUUGGUUGGUUUUUCCCCUGUGGGCUCAAGAUGGCAUUUUUCUACUAUCAAUUUGUCCCUUUUAGCUAAAAAUACAACCACAUAAUAAUGGCUGGAUAUUAUUUAAUGUGGAUCCUCUAAAAAAUUAGAAAAGACAAGGAAAGGGAAGGAUCAGCAUAACCCUCCUCACACGGUACAUGGAGAUGAAGAUGUUUUGGUGUUUAAGGUGACCAAUGUGGGUUAAAUGUCUUUAUUGGAGUAUUGGGAAAUUGGAGAUGCCUUUUGAAAGUGGGGAAAGGGUAAGGAGAAGGGAGAACACCUGGAAGCAAAAUAUUGUGGUGUGAUAAAUUUAACAUAAACUUAUUUAUUGAUUUUUUUAGGACACAGCUGAGACAAAGAAAGGGGAAGGCAGGAGGUUGUGUUGACUGAUUAUGUAGCCUUUUAUUCCCAAUAAACUGCUGGGGGAGAGGGCGGAAGCCGAGGAAAUUCUUGUCAUUUGGUAUGACUUCAUUCAGAUUCUAGAUCUGUGUGUUAGAAGGCUUUCAUAGCAGCAAGACAAUCCAAGAGCCCAACUGGUGCAAGCUUUGGAAAGAUCUGUGGAAUUCCAUGGAGUUAUUUGCAUGAGAUCAACCCUCCUGUGGCUUGUUUUCCAAGCAUUUGUGUACAUAAGUCUCAAUGUCUGCUUGUGUGUACCUCAUGAAUCUCUGUUUAACUCAACAUUCAGAAACUGUGAAACAAUGUACCGGUAUCUUAUGGGUUUACUUAAUGCUUUUGAGUGUUGUGACCAACAGAAUAGAAUCUUCAUGCCUCAGGGUUGGGUUUUUUCCUAUUAAAAAAAUUGUCAGCUUCCUCCCCUUGGCCCCCCUGAGGUGUAGUGUUCAUUAUAGAGAUGGUGUUAUGUUGCUGGAUUAUAACAACAACAAAAGAGUCUCAGCUGAAAAAAUAAGAAUUUAAAAAUAAUAUUAAAUAGGAAAAAACCUGUGGUAUUUCUGUGAAAACAAGAGCAUUAUUGACAAAUCUUAGCCUUUAAUAGAUGUUGUCCUCUUUUGUUUUCCCACAUAGUUUUUAAAACAGUAGUCCUGAAGGAUUAUGAAAGAGAAUUAUCUCCAUCUCAGAAUGAAACUGUCUAAUUUAUAAAUCAGUGAUAGAAGCUAUUAAAUACCAUAACAAUCAAUUUUUAGAAAGCACUCCAAUUAUUUUUCAAACAACACUGAUGCAAGAAAUUUUUCACUGCCAUUUUUUUCAGAUAAUACUUGUUUACAAGUUACUAAAAUAAGUCAACAGAAGGAAUAUUUUUCUAUGGUUUACAAUUUAGCAUUACAUUAAUUUAAUAUUGAAAUUACCACCUUCAUUUUAGUAUAGAUUUUCAGAAAAUUCUUCUCUUUAGGAAGUCCUCAAAAAUAUGAACUAUUGGAAAGCAUCUUUAAGUGCAAUUCAUGUUUACUUUGAUUUGAAUUACCUGCCUGGCUUAUUUUGGUGCUUACGAUGUCUCUUCUGCUGAAUGUACAAUUCUUUUUUAUUUCAUAAUUGUUCUUGUGAUGUAACUUGAGUUUUGCACAUGAGAUGUGGGUAACUUUUUUGUCAUGUUCCAGAUGUGUCCAAAACACCAGAAUUCUUUCAAGGCAUAGGAAGCUGACUGUUAAAUGUGAUGUGUUCGUUCCAGCAUCUCCAAACCACUGACUGUUCUUGUGUGAGCUGUUUUCCUGGAUGUUCUGGCAUUGUAAUUCCUGAAAUAAAAGCAAAACACUGCCGCAUAUCUCAACCACA